AUGGAUGAUGACAAGUGGAAGCAGCUAUCAAGGGAUGAUCCAAGCAACCACCACCAUUCAUCCUAUGCUUCUUCAUCUUCUUCCUCCUCCAAGCCGCCGUUUAUGUCCAGAAGUGUUUCACAGAGGAAUCCUUGUACAAGCGGUUCUAAUAAGCCUUCUCUGGUGCGUAAUUUGUCCCAGAAGAAUCCUUCAUUCAGGACAUCUUCAUCUUCAACCCCUCUUUCCAGAAGUUCUUCGCAGAAAAGCUCUGCUUCCAGUAACAAAUCGUCUCUGUCAAGGAGUUCGUCCCAGAAAAGAUGUUCGGAUUUCACCAAGAAAUGUAGCAAUUUGGCUAAGGAACAAAGGGCUAAGUUUUACAUUGUGAAACGUUGCAUCACGAUGCUUGUCCGGUGGCGCAAGAACGGAGAUUCUUGA
Oldenlandia corymbosa var. corymbosa is the source of this 414-nucleotide messenger RNA. The record is from the annotation of a GenBank genome assembly. Lineage: Eukaryota; Viridiplantae; Streptophyta; Magnoliopsida; Gentianales; Rubiaceae.